AUGACCAAGAUGCUCAGAAAUCAGCAAUUUUAUCUGUCUUAUCAAUACAAUGUCAGUGGACUGAUUGGUUUGGAAAAUCGAGACACGAAUGAGAGUAUCUUCGACACAAUUGGAAUCAAUUGGAAUCUCGAGUCAAAAAUGAAUACUUUCCUUGUUUUUUUUUUGUCUCGUGCCAUGAAUGAGCACGUUUUCCGUUGUUGGAAUCUCGAAUCAUGA
Molecule: messenger RNA, 216 nt
Organism: Gongylonema pulchrum
Lineage: Eukaryota; Metazoa; Nematoda; Chromadorea; Rhabditida; Gongylonematidae
Source: the annotation of a GenBank genome assembly